GUGUGCAUCGUGUACACGCAUUAGUGACGUAUGCACGAUGUAUACGAGAUGCGUAUGACAUCCUAUUUGUGUUGUUAUCGCGAAUUCACGUGUGUCAUACGGAUGGGGAAGGCAUAUUCAAAGGAAAGGUUUUCCGGUUAAUUCAUGCUAAUUCGUCGUUCGAUCUCGUUGAAUUUGACUGCGUGUAAAAAUACCACAUUAGACCAACAGAAUAAAGUGCAUGUAUGAUCCGCGUAGGUCCACAUAUUCUGAAUGUUGCGUGCUUUUGAUUCACGGUCAUGUGCCGAUUCGACGCUCGCUAUCCUCAUCGACGGCACUUGCAAAUACGAAAUGUCAACAUCCAGAGGUGAGCAGUGAGGUUUCUCGAUGGUGUAAACGACAGCACGUCGGUAUUGGAGUAUUCCCUUAUCUAAACAUGAUGUGUAAUAUGAUAAGAUUUGUAGUAUAAGUAAAAAGGAACUUUGCUAUGACUCACUCUGCGAAAUCAAAUUUAAACCAUGUAAACCAUAUAAAAUAACGCAGAUGAUAUCAUCAUUUAUCUAGUUGUAAAGUGGAUUAAAAAAAAAGUGCAGCAAUGGGUUCCAUCGCUUUAGAGGAGUACGAGUUGAUGAAAGACUCGAAAUAUCGAGUCUAUGUGUCUGCUGUUGACAAGGCCCUAAAAAGUUUUGAAUACACAAGCGAAUGGGCAGAUCUAAUAUCGGCAUUAGGGAAGCUCAAUAAGGUGUUAUUGAGUCAUAUGAAAUUUCCUGUUAUUCCAAGAAGGAUUAAAAUAUCGAAAAGAUUAGCCCAAUGUAUGCAUCCGGCAUUACCUUCUGGUGUUCAUUUAAAAGCUUUAGAAACAUAUGACAUUAUUUUUAAGUGUAUGGGCACUAAUAGACUGAGUCAUGAGCUCUUUAUCUAUAGUGCAGGCCUUUUUCCAUUAUUGGGACAUGCUGCUAUGAAUGUUAGACCGUCAUUAUUAACGGUAUAUGAGACACACUUUGUGCCACUCGGUGAAAGAUUGAGACCAGGAUUAAGUGGUUUUUUAAGUGGUGUCCUUUUAGGUUUAGAAGAUGGAUCCGAUCAUUUUGACAGAACCAAUUCCUUAUUGGAGAAAGUGUGCGAUGGUGUGGGUGCAGAACACUUUUAUGCGUGCCUCUGGGACUGCUUAGCUUCAAAUUCUGGCAUUCGAUUGCCCGCUAUAUCAUUUGUAUUAGCGCACUUCAACAAAAAACUGUCAACGGAGGAACAAAAAUAUAUUAUGGGUACUAAUACUACAAUUAUGGUUUCAGCCUUGUGUGCUGGAGUGCAAGAUACUUCGGUAUUAGUGCAAAGAAGUGCAUUGGAUUUUUUAUUGAUAGGCUUUCCUAUACACAACAGUCAAUUGACACAUCAGGAUAUGAUAUUAUUAAUCAAAGCUGCCUUAGUUACUAUACUGCGGAGGGACAUGAGCUUAAACAGACGUUUGUUUGCUUGGCUGUUGGGCACUGAAGUGAGCACAUCAAUUUUAAAGAAAAAGAACAAUGCAAAUACAGACACUAAAGAGGACUCUGCAACAUACUUUGAUAUGUAUUCGAAAGAAAUGUUAGUCGAAGCGAUAAAGCAUCUGCUUAAAGAAGUGUGCGAAGAAAAUUCGCAAGAUUUGAAGCCAUACAGAAUACUUGUCUCCUUACUCGAUAAGAUAGAUAUUGGACCAGUAAUUUUGGAUGAUAUCCUGUUCGAAGUGUUUAGGACAUUUUAUAACGCUUGUAAACAGUUCGCGCCGAGUCACUUACCGAAGGCGAAUGAAGUGGUGAAAUCUGCGAAUCUGUUGUUCUCAACUUUAGAACCAUCGUACAUCUGGAUACAUUGCGGACAUCUGUUUGAAAAAGCUUGUGACGCUAGAGCGAGGACACAGAUUGUGAUAGAAGAUAUUGUGGUGAGACCUAUUGGCAGUGGAAUGCCGAAUCUAGUGGAAGUAUGCAUACUAACGGAAUUCUUACUCGAGACAGUGUCAUUGGACGCGUUCAUAGACACUCCGUCUGAGCACCUCCCUGGUUUUUACGAAAUAAUUAGCAAACUUUUGUACCAUAUUAAUAUCUUGUCUCCGAUGGAGAUCUCGAAAAGUCUCAAAUUAUGCGCAAAGAUCUUAUCGAAAGUGCAACCGACGAUGAUAACGACUCAUACCGAUAAAUAUGAGAUAGAAGUCAAAGUGGAUGCGUCUCUGAAUAGCAUUGCAGCUCCUAGCGAUAAUUCUUUGAUGACGAUUCCUUUAGAGAAGAGUCAAUCGGACAGUAAGUUAAACAAACCCGAUACAACCAUUAAUUCCUUUCCCGAAAAAAGUCCGAGCACCAGAAGAAGAGCAAAUUCCGGCGGUGCGGCUAAAAGAAGCGACAAAAAGUCGAAGAAGAAGGGGAGCAAGAGCACUUCCAAGUUAACCGACACUUAUACUAUACAAGCUGACGGCAGUAGCAUAUCGGUUAUAGUGAGUGAGGACAGCAAGCCUAUACCGAGGAACAAGAGCAUGGACGACAUUAAAGCGAGCUGCCUGGAAACCAAUGAGAUGAACUCUUCUUCGUCAAAGAAUCAUUUGUCCACGUUGAAAAACUUGACAAAUGCGAGUCCGACGGGAUCGAUGACAUCCUUGUGCAGGGGACCAUCUCCGGCGUUUCAAGCGCAGCACUCCAUGCUGGAAAAAUGCCUCCGUCAAUAUGAGAUAUUUUACGUAAAAUUAAUUAGCAGCCGAAUACUUAGCAAGGACAGAACGGUGCAAGAUAUGUUCAAUCACUUAGUAGUGUCUUGCCCGAGGAAAAACUUCGACGAGACGAUGCGUUACCUGGAGCUUCUGCUCAAUUCCAGACUGAGCAUGGAGGACUCUGGAGUCUGUAGCCAAGACACAUCCGUAACUGAGGAUACCAAGUGCCUGGAUAUUUUUCAUCUAUUUCUUGAUAUCGCGACGCAUCUAGAAUGGAUCGAGGUCAUGAAGAUCGCAUCCAGCUUGUUUGUCGAGUUGUCUACGUUCCCCAAGUACUUCCUCUCCGGUGACGAUGUACUCGUGGAAGAAGAACCAAAGUUCGACCAUGUGCUUCCGGAUUGGCUGAAAGUCUUAAUAGUCUGCUCCUGCUGGUUGCAGAAUCAACCGGCGUUACAACUGACAAGCAUCGCCACGUUAUUGGACUUGGUAGCGUUGUUGAAAGCGCAUAAUGACGUCGAGACGCAUCCGAAGAGCGGUGAGGGUGUGACGACAGUAAUUAUGAUGCCGUUGCUGAAGCAAUGGCACGUAACUUAUCUGAUGCAAUAUACCAAUGUGUUCCAAGUGCUGGCACAUUCCUUAUGGCAUCAUUUAGGCGAGCUUCCCGCUCACAAGUUCAGGAUGCGGUGUGUGGAAUUGUUGCAUGAAUUACAUCACGCUUUGUACAACUCUUGCGACGCGGUUGAAGAUCUGAUAGGAUCCGCGCUUACCUCUGAAAAUCCCGAAAAAAAGAUCGAGGCGUUCAGUAGAUUUGCCACUUUGUGGCAUUUAGGACGAGAAAUUGAAACAAAUCCGAGGUUACGCGGCUGUCUCAGAACUUUCGACCAAUCUUUAUUGAAAAUGUUGGACAAUCUUCAACUCGCGGAUAACUCGCCGUUAAAACUGCAGGCCCAAUCGUGGCUACUACAUUCCUUGAUGCGCGGCGACAUAUCGCGCGUAAUAGACCCCUUGCUGACAAUACUUUUGGAUCCAUCCACGUGCCGUAUGAGCGUCCUUCACGUGAGCAUACAACAUAGUAAUACCGUCCUAACGAAGAACGAUCCCGUGGAAGAGAAGUCGGAGAUUCAGGACGACACGGAAGGUGCCGCAAAAAUCUACGCGAUUAGUUCGGUCGAUGGUAACGUGAUCUACCACGUAAGUGACAGCGUGGACGAAGAUAAGAAGUGGAAGAAGGGAAAGAAGAAGAAGCAGGCGAUAAAUCCCGUUAAGAUAAAACGAAUUUUCGCCGUGACGACGUUUGCGAAUGGCGAUAAUUGCAAUCACUAUGUCACCGAGAGGAAUCAGUUUAUGAAGGAACUUGAGGUACCGCCGAGUAUAUCCGGCAACAGAAAGAUCUCAGUGUUCGUGAACCCUCUGUCGAUCAACUGUAACGAAAACUCGAACGAUUCCUUAACGGAGGACGAUUCGCUGCCUAGUAUGCGCAAGACCAACCUGACGACGGAAUUGCUGAAGAACGCCACUCGCUUCAAGAAAAUUGAUUUCGAUAAAGGCUCUACUGCCAGUUUAGAUGAGAGUCUUUUCGAGUCGGCGAAUUCCAGUUUGAAAGCGAAGGAGAAGAACAGCUACAAAAAGCUGAAUGAUGAUGUCGGCUCGUCUUUAGAUUCUAUAACAAAUAGCUUGGACUCGAGCAGUCCCGAAGUAACUAACAAACAGUCGAAACCGAAGAAGGAAUCUGCCCUAAUGACUGGUGGUUCCAGGGAGGUAGCCGGCACUAUAAUAAAAGGCAGAUAUUACAGCACGAACGAAUUCAACACGAAUUAUGAUCACGAGAUCGGCAGUUUCGAAGCGAGCGCGGAAGUGCCUAGUUGGACAAUGGACGACGAUGACGGCGAUCUCGACGUCAGCACCACCGCGGAGGAGUACUUCAGCAACUCCAGCAGCGCCAGUAUAGUCGAGGAGAUUUUGAACGAGGUUCUCGAUCGCGCGAUGCAAUUGUGCGACAUUGCUGAGCCGCCCAAAAAUGAGGAAGUUCCACAGAACAACGCGAAGACUAAUCGGAACAUCGGCCUGGGUGUUCACAAUCUUCACUCUCACAUGUUGCUCUAUUGCGGGGUAUACGAUUCGGCUAGGACUCUCUAUGCUCUUCGUACGCUUAGGAAUGAACUGUUGACGAAUACGCGAAUGUUUCUGUGCUGCGCCGCGACGACCGGCGUGGCAACCGCGACAAAGAAUACAGCACUGUUAAAUCUGUUAGCGAGACAUAGGAAAAGUGUUUUUGGCAGAAAUUUUCACGGCGACGUAGCUAACACAGAAUUCAUAGCGGCUUACAGGAGCAGCAUGUAUCUGGAAGUGUUGAUAAGUGUGUGCCUAUAUUUUGCGAGAAGUUAUUAUCCAAAUCUUGGACAGAUGAGACUUACGUACGAAGAGAUUGCUGGUAAUCGCCAGGUGCAACUUGCAAGUGCGGAAUUAUUGACGUUGAUAUUUUCUGAAUUAAUCCCAAUCGUUCGUGACUCUGGCAAGGGUUUUAGCUGUUACAUAGUCGACUUGCUAACCAAAUGUAAAGUACAAAAGGUUGCUCUGCAUUGUCUCGUAUCCAGCGUGAUGAGUAUGAAAAACGCUCAUAAGGAAAACGAGGAUGUUUUUACAUUUACCGAAGAAAUCGUAUUAUUUAAUGAUCCGUUUGUCGAUAAUGAUGUUAAUAAAUGUAAAUACAGAGCGAGCGAUCAUACAGAAGCUUUCCAAAUACAAUUGUUACGGUUAUUGUUAGCGCUGAUUAUGUUAGAGCAUCAGUGCAGUAAUCAGAAAGGAGAGGAGAUUAAUCCGACAACAUCGUCCACACCAAGUUCGCCGACGCGUAAUCUGCCGAAUUUAAUCGGGAAUAGUUUGAAAUACAUUCCCGGUGCAGCAAUCCCGCAGCAACCGAUGUUUCUCGCUAGCAUACUUAGCGCAUUACAGCUUGAACACAUGAGACAUCUUCAUCAACAUUGGACAACCCUUGUUACGUCCAGUUUGCCUUUUAUGGGAUCAUCUUUAACGUCCGUUGUAACAUCGGUCAUUCAUCAACUAUGUAAUAACAUUGAACAUCUAGCAUCGUAUUACAUUAGCGAGGAAGCGGCGUUGAUGUCAAAGUUGCAAGAUAUAAGCACAGUGGAGUGCUGUCUACCCGCGGAUUACACAGUGACCCAUUUGGAGGCUUUGACAUAUUUGCUGCAUUAUUGUCUGCUAGAUACUUCUCAGCAAAUUGGAUUCUCAUUUAAUCAACCAUUAAGUGGUACAAUACAAACGGGCAUUCCCGGCGCUAAUCCUGGACAGAUAUUCAACAAUCUUAUACACGUAUUCAUGCCCAGUCCACUUUCUCCGGAUCUGACGACAGUGAAAGAUAAAACUGGUGCAACUGAGUUGCAGCAACACGCCAGAAGAACAGCGUUAAGCCAUUUGCCAAGAAUAAUAGCAUCUUUGUCUGCUUUGUGGCAAGCAGUUCUAGCAACGAAAGACAAUGAACAAGCCAGUUGUGUGGUGGGCAGUCCGAGAAUAGUCAAAUAUCAGUUGUUGGAACUCUUGUCUCCGAUUUCUUUCCAUCAUGGAGCUAACUUUUUGGCUGCAGUCGCAGUUGCCUGGCAUGAAAGACGCCAACCAUCCGCCGCGUCAAAGAAAAUACUUCCAGAAGCCUGUCCCAAUCAGCAAGUGAUGGUUCAUUUAGUCAGUGCGAUUCGCGUGAUGCCGAUUGACACUUUAGUGCAUACCGUGCAUCAAGUAGUGAAAACGCCACCACCGAUACACGGAAUCAAACAAGACUUCUCGCUGGAGGUCUCGGUGCUGGAAUUACUUUACGUGUACAUGCAGAGUAACACGUCGCAAUCGCUUAUCGAGUCUUGGGCAUCUUUGCUCAGUUUAUUGAAGGACGGUCUGUCAUUAACAGCGCCUGCUCAGUUUCUUCUGCUGGCUAUACUGAACGAAUAUGUACAAAAGUGUCCACCUAUGCAAGAAAAGAAAGAUAUCAAAGAUCUGCAAGACGUAUCUGCAAAAUUGAUUGAAUCGUGCUCGCAAAUAGCUGGCGCGUGUUUAGAACAAACAACAUGGUUAAGAAGAAAUUUGGCUGUCCGAGAAGACGCCUUCGAAGUGGCGGAGGGCUCUUCGGAAGGUAAAGAGGGAAAAACCGGUGCUGUGACACCUGGAACCCCACCUAACGCGGCAUACAGUGUCCAAGCGCAGGCAGUAUUGGCGGAAAUACUCGCACCAUUACUGGACGUCAGUUACGGCUCGCAAGAAAAGGAGCGCGUGGUAACGCUGCUAACGAAUCUCAUGUACAACGUUACGCCUUAUUUGAAAAAUCACACGAUAAAGAACAUCGCCUCAUUCACCGCUUGCUCUCAACUAUUGGCCUCCUUGUCAGGAUAUCAAUAUACGAGAAAGGCAUGGCGCAAGGAUGUUUUGGACUUGUUACUCGAUUCCGCUUUCUUCCAAAUGACGCCGGCGUGUCUGCCUUAUUGGAGAACUAUAAUAGACAAUCUGAUGACGCACGACAAUACUACUUUCAGAGAUUUAAUGAACCGCGUCUCUAUGGCACAAGGCAGUGGAAUUAGUAUAUUUUCGUCGAAGGAGCAGGAGUACGAGCAGAAAGCGCAACUUUUGAAACGUCUGGCGUUUGUCAUCCUCUGCAGUGAGAUGGAUCAAUAUCACAAGUACAUGCCGGAGAUACAAGAACGUUUAGCGGAUAGUUUACGCCUACCCCAAGUAAUCCCGUCUAUUCAGGCGCAAGUGUUUCUAUGUUUCCGCGUAUUGCUAUUGAGAAUGUCACCACAACACGCGACGUCCUUAUGGCCGGUCAUAGUUAGCGAGCUUGUUCAAGUUUUCCUCUACAUUGAACAAGAAUUGAAUACAGACAGCGAAGAGUUCAGUCGUCACAGCAGCUCGCACAUUAAACUGUUGUCGGCUCUGGACUCGUCGUGGGCCGUUAACGCUAGCAAUGGACUUCAAGCACACGGACAUCCUCACUGGCUGCAACUACAACUGGCUGCUGCCAAGCUGCUGGAUCUCGCGUUACUAUUGCCCGCACAUAGAUUGCCGCAAUUUCAAAUGUAUAAAUGGGCGUUCGUCGGAGACGCAGCGGCAGGAUGUAUGGAUAACAAUAAUUUAUCCUCGGACUUUGUACCGCACAUUACAAGAAUAGCAAAAUUAAUGGACAGUAAGUUCAAACCAGACGGUCCAUCGCCCAAAAGGAAUCCAGGAGAGCUUCUAUUGACGUCAAACAACGUCCGCUCUUUGCAAGACUUACAUCACUUCUUUUCUAGCCUAAGUCGCGCCACUUGUGACAUGCACAUACCCAUAAAUAAUACGCAAUUGGAGACCGUAAUCGAACAGGACUUCCUUGAGAAGAUGCCGACUGUGCCAGCGAGAUAGUAGGGAUACAUCAAGAUAUACAAGUAAUAUCCAUUCUUCAAAGGAAACGUAAGAAAUAUGUUGUUAAGACACUCUCUUUGUCGUUUCAUAUAUUUAUAAAAAGUAUAUGUAUAUAAGGUAUCUCAGAUUCGCGCCGUAUCUACACACUGUCUAUGAGGAAAUAUCACGUUAUAUAAAUAUGGCACAAUUAGAAUACAGACAUUCAAAAAAUGCGCCAACUGUUCCCGCUGUUAAACGUCCAAUCAAAUAUUCCCUUAGAGAAGAAAAUCACUCCACAUUGAUCAAGAUAUAGAAAGUAGUGAAUGAAAGAAGAUACGAUGAACUUGAGACACCCUAUAUUCGAAUGAGUUUUAAACUGUAAGAUGGAUGAAAAAUCGACGCAUCAUCAAGCUAACUUCUUCAUCGACAAAUUAAUCAUAGAUGAGAUAAGAGAUUUCCAUUAUAAUUCUGAAAAACCAGAAGUGAAUCUGGAAUGAAUCAGAAGGGAGUCUGUAAAAUAACCCGACAUUUUUUGUUACUGGUUUUUAUUAAUUAAGCUUUCGACUUGUCUCCUCAUUCGGUUGUGAAUAGUUAUCAGCUUGUAUAAUACAGCAAGCUAAACUCGCGCGUUGGCCUGCUAAUGUAAAAUUGUAUAGAGCGUGUACAGUGUAACAUAAUAUUUAUAUGGAACGAGGUCUUCCCGCCACUUUUUCACUGUCUGUCAUAUUUCAUUUCUUCUUUCUUUAACUUUACAUAUUAUCGUGUAACUUAAAAGUGAUCACUUAUACACGUGCGGAGGAUUCUCUACAGAUCUUUUUUCAGACAGACAAAGAUUUUGCUGAAGCGUGAACAGUGAAUGAUGAAUUGCAAAGAAUAAGAAUUAACGUCCUACUUGUGCAAUAUGAAAUAUGCAGUUCGCAAUAUCUGUUUGGAAUAUCAAUUAGAGAAUGUGGAAGUUUAUGAAGUUUUAUGGUGAAACUUGAAGUGGAUGGGAUUGAAACGCUCGGAAUCAUACGAUGCAUUUGCAAUGGUUUUCGCAUGCAUCACCACUUAAAGUAAACAUAAUCUGCUUUCCGCGCCACUAUUUGUGUCGUCAGGCCAACCCAUCUGUCUUCAUAUAUUUCAGACUAUUUGACUAAAAGUAUUCACCGUGAAGUUUUACAGAAAAAACUUCCGCGUCGUCUGAUAAUGUGCUAUGUUAUGUCAUACACUUUUUGUUUUAAUGAACAAAUUGUCGGUAUCAACCGAUAAAUUAUUAUAAUAUUAUAUAAAGCGGUAAAGUAUCAUGGCGCGCUUGAAAUAAGACAUUAUAUUUUUAUGCAAAACUAAUAUAUACUGAAAGAUAUCUAAUAUUCCAAGAAUAUCUACCUAAACUAUACGAUGUAUUCUCAUAAAGCCUCUGCACACAGUUAAGAAGUAAAUGAGAACUUGAAAAUAAUAUUGGAAUAUAUAUUAUGAAAAAUGUACACGUCUAUUUUGCUCAAUAAAAGUCCAAAGUAAGAGAUAUUUAUUUUCAAACACAUAUUGUCGUUAUCUUUUACAAUUUCAAAUAAGCUUAUAUGCUAUC
This is a messenger RNA of Linepithema humile (Argentine ant), 9596 nucleotides long. RefSeq names its product protein dopey-1 homolog. Gene Ontology annotation, biological process: Golgi to endosome transport. The record is from RefSeq and is a predicted model, not a curated record. NCBI's taxonomy places the organism in Eukaryota, Metazoa, Arthropoda, Insecta, Hymenoptera, Formicidae. Gene Ontology annotation, cellular component: endosome; trans-Golgi network.